AUGCAUUAUCUCAGCCUAGUGAAGAUCAAAGAGAAAAAGCGCUUAAUAGCAGGAUUGGGAGAUCUCAAACCUGUAGCAUACAUUGAUCACGAAGGAAAAGAACACAGCCUCCUAGCAGCUUCCAAAGUGAUAGACAGCUUAACAUCAUCACAGAAAAAAAAAGAGAGAAAAAGGAAAAACAGCCGUUAUUCCUUGCCAUUGCACCAAAAAAAAAAAAGAAAUAAUUUUGGUGAGGAAAUUGAAACCAAUCCAUCUCCUUCGAUACGCAAUGUUAUCUAUAGUAGGCUUCCUUCACUCGAUGCACACUACGAGAAAACUUCUACUACAAAAGGCAACUUUUCCCAGUGCUCUUUGCCUUAUAUCGAUACUAGGUAUCUCAAUGUGGAGCUAUGUUUGAUGAAUGCUGACAGAAGUCAAAAACUCGUGCUGGGUACCAAGACUAUGAAUGUUUUAAUUACAUCGUCUAUCCGUAUUGAUUGCGAUGAGAAAUCAAUUAUUGGACCUUCAAGCUCGAAUGGGUUUUUGCCAAGUAGAGAAACUCAAUAUUUAUUGAAAAAGCAAAAGUUGAAGAGAUUCAAAGAAUGA
This is a messenger RNA of Cokeromyces recurvatus, 585 nucleotides long. RefSeq lists its product as uncharacterized. The coding region runs from base 1 to 585 and encodes 194 amino acids. The transcript has 2 exons. The record is from RefSeq and is a predicted model, not a curated record. Lineage: Eukaryota; Fungi; Mucoromycota; Mucoromycetes; Mucorales; Mucoraceae.